Messenger RNA from Sapajus apella (tufted capuchin), 1493 nucleotides. RefSeq names its product proline rich and Gla domain 3 (gene PRRG3). NCBI's taxonomy places the organism in Eukaryota, Metazoa, Chordata, Mammalia, Primates, Cebidae. Bases 221 to 940 code for a protein of 239 amino acids. The record is from RefSeq and is a predicted model, not a curated record. The transcript has 4 exons. Gene Ontology annotation, cellular component: extracellular region. Gene Ontology annotation, molecular function: calcium ion binding.
CCCCCUCGGCCCACUCUGUCGCCCCCACCCCUCCUUCCUCCCCUCGGCCAGGCGGCCUGGCGAUCUGGGCACUGCGGUCUUGGCGCGCGAGACGCGGGGCGCGAGGCCAGACCUGGCGCGGCGGGGUGUGGGGGGCGGGCAGCUGCGGAUCCCCUAGAGAAGACCAGGGACAGGCAGGGGGGUGCCGAGAGAGGUGAGACCCUGGAGCUGAGGGAGCAUCAUGGCAGGCCUUAGUACAGCUCUCUCUUCAGUGUUUCUGGAGGCCAAGGAUGCCCAUUCGGUCCUGAAACGAUUCCCUCGUGCCAAUGAGUUCCUGGAGGAGCUACGCCAGGGCACCAUUGAGCGAGAGUGCAUGGAGGAGAUCUGCAGCUACGAGGAGGUCAAAGAAGUGUUUGAGAACAAAGAGAAAACGAUGGAGUUCUGGAAGGGGUACCCAAAUGCAGUCUACUCAGUCCGAGACCCCUCACAGAGCUCAGAUGCCAUGUACGUGGUAGUACCUCUUCUGGGGGUGGCAUUGCUGAUUGUCAUCGCCUUGUUCAUCAUCUGGAGGUGCCAGCUGCAGAAAGCGACCCGUCACCACCCCUCCUAUGCUCAGAACCGGUACCUAGCCAGUCGUGCUGGGCACAGCCUCCCCCGGGUCAUGGUGUACCGGGGUACUGUACACAGCCAAGGGGAGCCUUCUGGGCACCGAGAGGCAGGGGGCAGCCCCCAGGUGGUGCUGGGGCCCAGUCGGGGGGGCAGGACCACAGUCCGGCUUGAGAGCACCCUCUACCUCCCUGAGCUCUCUCUCUCCAGACUGUCCAGUGCCACCCCUCCCCCCUCCUAUGAGGAGGUAACUGCGCCCCAAGACAGCAGCAGUGAGGAGGCCAGCGUGUCUUACAGCGACCCGCCCCCAAAGUACGAGGAGAUAGUGGCCACCAACCCUGGCGCUGACAAAUAGUGGGACGUUUGUGCCCUGUCCUGGAUGAACGCCUCUUUCUGAGGUCUCCUAUUUUCUUUUUAACUUUUUAAAGACUGUGCCACCACAAAACAGCCUUAGCCUCCUCGUUGCCAAAUAAUUCCCUAAUCGUGAAGUUUAGGAAGUCAGUUGUCAGAGACAGGUGCGGAGGGGGAGUAGGAACCAUGCAUGAGUCAAAGUCCCCGGGAAGAGCCAAAGGCCAAAGUGCCCAACUCUUUGGGAUGCCCCCCAAGCCUCCAGCAUACUGUCUUCCCAUCAGGAACUGGCUUCUCUUAUGCCAAAGGAAUCACCUCGUUGAGUUGAUUGUGGCCAGAAUGUUCACAGGCCCAGCCUGGGGGCUGUGAGGCUGGCUGAAAGCCUGUCUAUGUCUGGAGCUCUGGGCCACAGAGGUAAGGGAGGGAAGCCAGCCUUUCAGUACCCCUUUCCAUCCACAGUUCUGUGUUUUCUGUCCUUGCUUACAUUUGGAGGACAGGGACAAGGACUGAGUGAAAACAAAUUGAAAAAAAUCAUGACAAAUAAAUAAGGAACGCAAUAG